Messenger RNA from Eimeria maxima, 1197 nucleotides. Its product is annotated as white protein, putative. The record is from RefSeq and is a predicted model, not a curated record. Gene Ontology annotation, molecular function: ATP binding; ATP hydrolysis activity. The transcript has 7 exons. Gene Ontology annotation, cellular component: plasma membrane. Lineage: Eukaryota; Apicomplexa; Conoidasida; Eucoccidiorida; Eimeriidae. The coding region runs from base 1 to 1197 and encodes 398 amino acids.
AUGGCGGAUACUCAGGAAGAGUUCCUGCGGCAGCUAUCCAGUGCAGUCCCUCCUGCAGGAGCUGGGGACUGUUGCGAAGCAUUAAAUGCAGCGGCUUCAGAUGUUGUACUUCGCCGCUUUAGUAUCCAGAGUCUCAGGAGUCGACGCAGCUCCGUAGACAAACGCUCAGCUAGUUGCAUGGACGGCAUGGAAGACGCAGCUCUUGCGCGGAGCGAAGGCAUGACUCCACCAGAGUCCGAUGAGCAGAACCCGACCUAUGAACGUCUCAAAGACUUGCCUUUCUGCCCACCUGUCACCAUCACUUUUACAGAUGUGUCAUUGAAGGUAAACGUACCCAAGAGGUUCACUGGAGCUCUUUCCUUGCCGGUUUUAAACCAGAUAGCCAGCGCCGUGACACCGCCUCAGACGAAGACUCUCCUUCAGGGAGUUGGCGGGACAGUCAAACCGGGCGAAAUGGUUGCUUUAAUGGGCGCCAGCGGUGCAGGGAAGUCGACUCUCCUCAACGUUCUAAGCCGCCGUAUCGUGAGCAAUGGAGGUUCUGUAUUGUUCAACGGCAAGCCGCUGGGGUCGGCUGAGGUGAAGCGAUUAUGCUGUUUCAUACAACAAAGUGACAGCUUCUAUGGAUUUCUAACAGUGCAGGAGCAUCUGGACUGCGUGGCGAGACUACGGACUGGACAGAAAAAAGAGCAAAGGUCGAAGCUGGUUGAUCGUCUGGUGGAGCUCUACGGGUUGACAAAAGUCAAAGACUCUAGAAUAGGCAAUCUCCAAAUGGCAGCAAAGAGAGGCAUUAGUGGGGGGGAAAAGAAGCGCUUAAAUAUCGCUACGGAAAUGAUGACAAAUCCAUCAGUUAUAUUUGCCGACGAACCAACCACCGGACUGGACUCCUUUAUAGCUGAAAACGUUAUGAACAUUUUCAGAUUGUUGGCUGAUCGAGGGAGAACCAUUAUAUGCACAAUUCAUCAGCCGAGUUCAAACAUUUUCAACAUGUUUACAAAAGUGCUCUUGCUGAGCCGGGGCCGUUUGGUCUUCUACGGGGACCGCGAGGCAACUCUGCUGUACUUCUCGCGUCUAGGCCGACCCUGCCCGCCGUUCACGAGUGUGCCGGAGUUCCUCCUUGAACUUCUUGUAAAGCAGCAACUAAACCUGGGUGAACCUUCGGAAGAUUUAAGCGACUUAACACCUGAGAAGUACGAAUGA